Molecule: messenger RNA, 339 nt
Organism: Gaeumannomyces tritici R3-111a-1
Lineage: Eukaryota; Fungi; Ascomycota; Sordariomycetes; Magnaporthales; Magnaporthaceae
Exons: 2
Coding region: 1-339 (112 amino acids)
Source: RefSeq, a predicted model, not a curated record
AUGCUGGUGCUGGUGCAGGACACAGUGCCCGCCUCGAUGCGGCGCGAGAGCACUAGACGCAAGCACUGCCAAUUCCAUGAAAGGGAGUCUGGGAUGCCGCCCGUCGGAGCAGAUGCCGCCCCGGGCAGCCGUGCCAGGAAAUGGUGUGUUUUUGAUGAGCUCAACUUUGUGCUUUUUCAGACUCCCGCCGUCCCCUCCAAGGCAACCUUCCAUGCCCACUCUGACCAGACCUGUCAAGUUGCUCCGCCCGCCCCCAUCGAGCAGAUCACAAAACAAAAUCAUCUGCAGCAUCUAAUUAUGGCUGAAGCGCUUUUCAACGCCAUGGAGGCCGAGCUCUAG